AGCUGAUAGAACAGAAGAGCUGCAAACCAAACCUCAGGAAAGGAUGGAUCAUGCAGCUGCCCAGCUGGAGAAGCAGCACGUGCACGAUGUGUAUGAGAGCACCGCUCCUUACUUCAGCGACUUGCAGAGCAAAGCCUGGCCUCGUGUCCGCCAGUUCCUCCAGGACCAGAAGCCUGGCAGCCUCAUCGCUGACAUAGGUUGUGGAACCGGAAAGUAUCUUAAAGUGAACAGCCAGGUACAUACCCUGGGCUGUGACUACUGUGCGCCAUUGGUAGAGAUUGCCCGGAGUAGAGGAUGUGAAGUCAUGGUAUGUGACAACCUUAAUCUCCCCUUUAGGGAUCAGGGCUUCGACGCCAUCAUCUCCAUAGGAGUCAUACAUCAUUUUUCUACAAAACAAAGAAGAAUCAGAGCAAUAAAGGAAAUGGCCAGGGUCUUAGUUCCUGGAGGCCAGCUGAUGAUUUAUGUUUGGGCCAUGGAACAAAAGAACCGGCACUUUGAGAAGCAAGAUGUGCUUGUUCCAUGGAACAAAGCCUUGUGCUCCCAGCCCCUCUUGGAAUCCAACCAGCCUGGGAGAAAGAAGCAGUGCGGGCAUCCAGAAAGAAGCCAUCCCUACCCCCCUCCCUGCUCUGCGUGUCGCUGUCCCGUUUGUUUUAAGGGGCGCUGUGAUUCGAGGCGGUCCCGCAGCGUGGACCGUGACUCUGCUCUAGCUGGCACCUGCUGUGCAAAUAUUUCCAAGGAAGGCGAGGAAGAAAACGGAUUCUAUAACACGCUGGGGAAAUCUUUUCGAUCCUGGUUUUCCUCUAGAUCUUUGGAUGAAUCAACUCUGAGGAAGCAAAUUGAAAAAAUGAGACCCUUGAAAAACACAGAAAGUUGGGCCAAUAGCGCGAUAUCCACCCAGCCUUCAAGACACUCAAGUUUCGACUUAGAUCAUCCAGAGGCAUUUUCGACAGGAGAGCGACAUUUAGAUGAGGAAGUGUUUGUGGAGACUUCUCAGAAACACCUGGAAUGGCUGAGAGCGCCCGCCACACACAAACACCUAAAUGGAGACCAUCCAAGAGGCGUGAGGAGAAAUGGAGACGGGAAUUUUCUGGGUAGCACCAAUACCAGGGAGAAUUGUACGGAUGCAGGUAACUUAGAAGAGGGUACCCCUUCUGCUAGUAAAAUAUGGAGGAGGAUUUCUGCAGCUGAUUCCAAAGAUUCCAACCCAGGUGACACCAUUUCUGUCGAAGAACAACAGCCCGACAUUUUGGAAUCUGGUGCCUUUAUGCGCUAUUACCACGUGUUUCGAGAAGGCGAGCUCUAUGGCCUGCUGAAGGACAGUGUGUCAGAGCUCCAUAUUCUGAGCUCUGGGAAUGAUCAUGGAAACUGGUGUAUCAUUGCGGAGAAGAAGGAAAGUUGUGAUUGAUCGGAUCAUUUCAGACAUCUCCUCCAAAAGAUGAACCCCAUUCUUCUCACUGGGUCUAUGGUAUGGUCCCCUGAAUGGGCAUCCAAUUUCGUCAUUUGGUCUGUAUUGAAUCCAUUUAUAUUUUGGUCU
Molecule: messenger RNA, 1534 nt
Organism: Lagenorhynchus albirostris (white-beaked dolphin)
Lineage: Eukaryota; Metazoa; Chordata; Mammalia; Artiodactyla; Delphinidae
Gene: TRMT9B
Product: tRNA methyltransferase 9B (putative)
Exons: 4
Coding region: 44-1405 (453 amino acids)
Biological process (GO): tRNA wobble uridine modification
Cellular component (GO): nucleus; cytoplasm
Molecular function (GO): tRNA binding; S-adenosylmethionine-dependent methyltransferase activity
Source: RefSeq, a predicted model, not a curated record